Antechinus flavipes (yellow-footed antechinus) is the source of this 4741-nucleotide messenger RNA. RefSeq names its product apoptosis antagonizing transcription factor (gene AATF). The coding region runs from base 127 to 1806 and encodes 559 amino acids. NCBI's taxonomy places the organism in Eukaryota, Metazoa, Chordata, Mammalia, Dasyuromorphia, Dasyuridae. Gene Ontology annotation, cellular component: nucleolus; nucleus. The record is from RefSeq and is a predicted model, not a curated record. Gene Ontology annotation, biological process: regulation of transcription by RNA polymerase II. The transcript is spliced from 12 exons.
CCGUCUGCUCCGCCCCCAAAGCGAGCGCCUCCCGGAAGUUGGCGGUGUUGGAGCCACGAUCCGGGAGCGUGAGUUGGGGCGGCGGCGGAACGCGGCGGACCUGCAGGGCUAGGGCAGCCUGAAAUCAUGGCAGCCCCGCAGCCCCUGGCGCGGCAGCUGGAGCAGCUGUUGGACCCGCGGCCGAUAGAGGCGGACCCGGAGGCGGACCCCGAGGAGGCUACAGCUGCCCGAGUUAUUGACAGAUUUGAUGAGGGUGAAGAUGAAGACAGUGACCUCCCUCGUGUGGGAAGUAUUAGGAAAAGGGCCUUUGCCUCUCUCUCAGAUACGGACAAACGAUAUUCAGGCAAAAUCACUUCUCGAAAGGCUUUGAAAGAAGAUCUGUGGGAGCAACCUCAAUUAGAAGUGUCCGACAGAGAAGCAUCUGAUGAAGAGUCAGGGAGCACAGGGCUGGUGGAGUCUGAUGAGGAGCAGGAAUCCAGUGAUGAUGAGGGGAGCAGUUUGGAAGACCAAGGCCAGAGAGAGAAGAGGAAUGCUCAUUCAUCAGGCUUUAGUUUCCAGAGCAUCAGUGACUUUGAAAAAUUUUCUGAGGGAAUGGAUGAUGUUGGCAGUGAUGAAGAGGAGGAGGAGGAGGAGGAGGAGGAAGAAGAAGAAAACGGCAUAGAAGAGGAAACUGAUGAGGAAGAAGAUGGAGAGGAAAUCCAGGAAGCUGUGCCCAAAGACAAAGAUAAUGAUGAGGCAGUGAAGACCUUCUCAGGAGGCAAAGUGUCAGAGGAAGUGGAGAAAGGCAGAGCUGUGAAGAACCAAAUAGCACUGUGGGACCAGCUUUUGGAAGGAAGAAUCAAGCUGCAGAAAGCUCUGCUGACAACCAACCAACUUCCCCAACCUGACGUUUUUCCUAUUUUCAAGGACAAGGGCAGGUCAGAGUUUGCCAGUGCCCUGAAAAACAGCCACAAGGCACUUAAAGCGUUGCUUAGGUCAUUGGUAGAUCUUCAGGAAGAACUGCUUUACCAGUAUCCAGACACACGACACCUCGUAGAUGGAACAAAACCUAAAGAGGAAAGUGAGGAAGAAAUCCCUAGUGAAGAAGAAGAAGAAGAAGCCAUGGUAGGGGAGUACCAGCAGAGGAGAGGCCCUCCCAAGAGGAAGCUGGAGAUGGAGGAUUAUCCCAGCUUCAUGGCAAAGCGCUUUGCUGAUUUCACAGCUUAUAGGAACCGUACGCUGCAGAAAUGGCACGACAAAACCAGAUUGGCUUCAGGCAAGCUUGGGAAGGGUUUUGGUGCCUUUGAGCGUUCAAUCUUGACUCAGAUUGACCAUAUUCUGAUGGACAAAGAGAGAUUACUCCGAAGAACACAGACCAAGCGUUCCGUGUACCGUGUACUUGGCAGAGCUGAGCCAGUGGCUCAACCCAUUCCCGAGAAUUUGCCAGGGCAGCCGGAAAUAGUGCCUGAAGUUAUUGCCAAUGCUCAUCUGAAGGACUUGGAUGAAGAGAUCUUUGAUGAUGAUGAUUUUUAUCACCAGCUUCUCCGAGAACUUAUAGAACGGAAAACCAGUUCCUUGGAUCCUAAUGAUCAGGUGGCAAUGGGCAGGCAGUGGCUGGCCAUCCAGAAGUUACGAAGUAAAAUUCACAAGAAAGUUGAUAGAAAAGCCAGCAAAGGAAGGAAGCUCCGGUAUCAUGUCCUUAGCAAACUACUGAGCUUCAUGGCACCUAUUGACCACACUACAAUGAAUGAUGAUGCCAGGACAGAGCUCUAUCGAUCACUCUUUGGAAAACUCGGCGGCGCCCCUGCAGAAGGCCCUCGGAAUUAACUCCCCACCAGGACCACUGGGCUCUGUCUUGUCUACUAGAGUUCAAGAGACAGCAAGAGAAUUAAAAGCUGUCUCCACAUCUCAGUGUCAGCCGCUCACCCAGGCAAAUGAUCGACAGUUCCUUAACACUGAACUUGGUCGGGGAGCUAAUGCAGUCCCUCAGGAAGCGGCUCUAACAGCACCCACUUAUAAGACCCUGUUGGAACCUCCAGGACCCUCCCUGUCCUUUUUAGAAAAUGUCUUCGGUGCUUAGUGUGGCCAAGGGAGCCGUGGCUCACAUCUAAGACGAUCACAGCCAGGGCUGUUGGUUUCGCUACUUUUAAACAUUUGGAAAGCAUCGGCUGUCAGGGACCUUCUGUUCUUCUGUUCUACCAGAACUGGUUGGGAAUUCUUCUUUCAAGCAAGAGGCUGUUUGCAUGAUGGGGGACUGCACUUAAGGAAGGAGGCCUGAGCCAUACUCUGCUUGUCCUGGUCAGAAGCUUCUCAUGGUCCCCAGCCACAGGGAGCUCUAGGAAGCUGUUCUGCCUACCCUUUUUCCACAGCUCAGAGAUAUUUGUGGAUUUUCAACUAACUAUUGAUCUCUUGACUUUCUUUUCUUUGUUUUUCCCCUCCAGCCGAUAAGAAUUCUUUCAGAAUUCUGUUCCUUUCUCACCACUCAUGACACACUUUAUUGAGGUUAACUCUGGUGUAAAUCUAGCAGGAACAGAUGAUUCACUUGUUUUUCAUCCAAAGGUCAAAAGCUGGAAAUUAAAUCCCCAUAAGGGGGAUUUAUUGGCCUGCUGUGGUCAAUCUACAAUGAAGAUGAUCGUGCAUAAGUAAUGCAUGCAUAUGGAUGGAGCAGCACGUGGAGCCAAGUGCUCAGCUGCAUCCUUGCUCUGCCCAAGUCUUUAUUUGAUGCCUUAGAGUGUAUGAAGAGCUCCUUAGACCAGCUCACAAAUAUAAUUGUUAUAAUACAGAGUCGUGGUUUGGGAAAUAAUAUUUUGGUGAUGAAACUGUCCAAACGGAAUUACAGAUUCUUAUUUUCUUAGGAAUGAAUCCUGUGUUCCAAUGGCUUUAGUAUCCAGUGACUCUUGAUUAUAAUGGUAUCCUGAGGCUGGGAUCUAGUGCAUUCAGACUUGAGUGUUACAUGGAUUGUUGUUUAUUUUUUUUUUUUACAUGCAUAUAUGUCUUUUGAGCACAGGAUGGGGGAGAAUAGAAUAGAAGAAGGUUUCCCCACUUCUAAUUAAUUGAUCUUUUUUUCAUGGUGACUUGUUUUUCCUGCCUUGAUAGUCAUCCCUUGGGUUUGAUUGUCAAGGAAAUUUAAAAUUUUCAGUGCUGGUCUAUUUCCAGAAAAUACCAAUCACCAGAAAUCUAAGACAUCACUCAAAAGGCAUCUCUUUUUUGAAUAUAAUGUAUGAUUCUUUCCAUCUGGCCUGAGGACUUCCAGGUUAUACAUUAUUAUAAUAGCAAGUAAAUAACUCUUAAGUAUUUCUCUGAACAUGACAUCAAGCUUGCUUUCUUAAAGGGAUGAGGCCUUUUGUCACUGUCAAAUUUUAUCAGGUGAAGAAUGAGAUCUAAAUAGGUGUUCCAGAAUCUUUGGAGCAAAUAUGCUUAAUUAAAGUGAAUGAAAAAUCGGGUGCAGUGUGAAAUACCGAACAGGCAAGGGGUUUUCAGCAAAGGGAGGCCCAUGUUUUAAAAUUCAGAAUACCACCCUCCUUCCAGCCAAGAAUAAAUUGGAAACUAUUUUAAUUGACACGGAUACUGCAAUUCAACUGUUACUAGAAAGACAGAUUAGUUGAUUGAUUUGCAUUUUAAUAAAACUAAUACUUUACAUUUUGGUGGCUAAUGCUGAUUUUUAAAUGAGUUCAGAGCAUUAUCUAGAGUUUCAAUCCAGAGACCUUUUUCAAUGUUGACUGAAGCAUUCUCUCUUUUGUAUGAAGUUUUGCUUAUUUUAUUAUUGACCAGCUGACUACUUAUGGCAGCUACAAACCAGGGACCAUGCGGAGCCCACCAGUACACUGUCAAAGGCAGAAAAAAGGGAGAUUUUGAGGAACCUGGUAAUGUCCAAAAUGUGGUAUCAUCCUUGACUGGCCUCCAUUGCCACAGACGGAAGUAGAGCACAGGCCUUCCCUCCUCUUCCGUCCUUUUCCUUGCUCUUUCUCAUCUCUUGGGAUCACCUUGCCAGUGUCUUGAUAAAUACUCUCACUUCCGGUUCUCUUGCUUGUUGUGACUUAAGACUUGUCCUGACAUCCUCAGCUGCCUUGAGUUAGUGCAGGGUGAACUGUGGCGGCUUUUUCUAGGUAGCAUGAUGUCUCUGGAUCCUUUUCUGUUGCUUUUGCCUCCUUCCGUUCCAGGUCUGUUCUGGCCUCUAGCUUUUGGACUGAGAAGAUGCCAAGAUACUACAGGUCCUGACCCAGAGGCCUCAUUAGAAUAUAGGGAGGUGAUCACAUUGAAAGGUGGCCAUUUCUAUUCAUUUUUCCAGGCUGAUCCUCCCUCUCCCCCUGCAGCUUGCCCUGAAUUUUGUAAGGAUUGCUAAAUAUUGCCUAAGAUUCGGUAUUCUGGAUGGCCACCUCAUACCAGUCAGACCUAAAAGGAAGAUUGAGUCUGAGCCCCUGAAUUGAUCCAGAAUGUGCCUUUUGAAGUGCAGUUGGGCCUUUAAUAUUCCCUAAGGGUUCCUUCCACAGACAUUUCAUGCAUUUAAUGCAUUAGUGCCAAUAUCUUUUUCCCCGAGGGCCAGAUUCAAGAAAUGGCGAGUGCCGGGCUUAGCACAAACUUUCCAGACAAGUAGAGUCGACCAAUUUUUCAGAGACACUCCCUGAGACCCACCAGGUACAGAAGCUCAGAAAGGUUGGGUUCCUUCUGGCAUUUUUAUGUGUACAGGUGAUCCGAUGACGCGUAUUCACAUGAGAUUUUUCUAUUGUAUGUGAUGUUUAAUAAAAAUCUUGAAAUAACCACA